UCUCUUGGCCUCUCCUAAUCCUUUGUGUAUAUAAUACACUCUAUGCUCCUCUAAUUUUUACUCUACUAACUUUCUCCUUCUUUCCUCGUCAACACAUUACUUUGAGAGAUUUUGAAAGAUCUUCUCUCUCAAGCCCGCAAAAGAGUCCUAUCUAUUCAAAAUUGUCAGUGUUUGAGUGAUUUUGAAUGGUUUUAGCUUCUGGGUUUUGCAAUAGGUUUCAGUUUUAGAAGUUUUUCUUGUUGAGUUAGAUAAUAUAGAUAAUCUUGGCUCCUAGGUAUCGCCUCAAAUCAAGUUUUUUUCUUUCCUUCUUUUCAGUCUUUAAUUUGUGACUAAAUUUUGGAGGGGGUUGGUGGGGGGCAAAGUAUUCUGAUCAUAAGAAGUUCAAGUUUUAAGGAAAAUGGUUAUGCUGUACAAUGGGUGCAGUCUGUGGAAGUUGUACCUGAUUCUUGGCAAAAAAUCUAGCGUAGACAAAAACUUCUAUUUUUGGAUUUUUCAGAUCUUUAAUAGGUACAGCCUGGGUACUUAGCAACAAACCUUCAUUUAUCAGCUUUGUUUUGGUUCUGUUUCCCCUGUUAUUGUUCUGUUUCUUUCACAUUUUAGCCUUAGAGAGAACAAGAACUAGAACGAGAACUAGGUAGACCAGAGAUAAUGGGAGGGGCUUCACUGCCACCAGGUUUUCGGUUUCAUCCAACUGAUGAGGAAUUGGUGGGAUAUUACCUGCACAGAAAAGUUCAGGGGCUUGAUAUUGAGCUCGAAGUGAUUCCUGUGGUCGAUUUGUACAAAUUCGAUCCAUGGGAGUUGCCAGAGAAGUCAUUCCUUCCGAGACGAGACAUGGAAUGGUUUUUCUUCUGUCCAAGGGAUCGUAAGUACCCAAAUGGCUCAAGAACAAAUCGGGCUACUAAAGCUGGCUACUGGAAAGCUACUGGUAAAGACAGGAAAGUUGUUUGUCAAUCUGCUGUGACUGGAUAUAGGAAGACACUAGUUUUCUAUUGCGGACGGGCUCCUUUAGGGGAUAGGACUGAUUGGGUAAUGCACGAGUAUCGUCUCUGUGAUAAUGUUUCUCAAGGACCAUCAAAUUUCCAGGGAGCUUUUGCUCUGUGCCGUGUUGUUAAGAAGAAUGAGCAAACGCACAAGACAAGUGAUUCACUUGGAGAACCUAAAACCAAGACCGUUGGGAGCAGCUCAGACAAUGGAGAGUUCACCUCAGCGGGAAUCUCCAAUGAGCACUUGAGCGUCUCUAGUGACAUUUCUUCUCAAGCAAUCUACCUGCAUAAUGAUAGCCGUUUUUCAAGCCCUACUGCUUCUCCAUAUCAACUCACACCAAUGGCUGAAUUUGAGCCCCCUUCAAUAGAUAUCAGUUCUUCAAGUGUUUGGGUCUCGCCUGACCUAAUUCUUGAUUCUUCUAAGGAUUACCCACAAGUACAUGAAACUGCAUGUGGAUACUUUCCACAAUAUGGGUAUCCAAGCUCAAUGACACCAUGGCAGCCAUAUGAACAUAGAGAGUUCUCAUCAAGUUCAUCAUACUCGAAUUUUACUGGAGAAAUUGAACCAGCUGAUGAUCUCAGUCGCAUUGCAUGCAUGUCAUCUUACUCAGGACAUGGAAACUACCUGGAUUAUAGUGGAAAUGAGGAUAUGCCUUAUGAAGGUUAUGAUCAGAACAGUUCACUAGGAUAUGCAAAACACUUUUGAAAACCAAAAAAAAAAAAGGGAGAGAUCAUUGUAGCUGCCCCCCUGAUGGCAAUCACUUUUAUAGAUUGCAUCAGGAGUUGGUCUAAUUUCCAUUUGUACUACUUUUAUUCUGUAUUUGUAAAGUAAGUUUUUCCUUCAUAGUCAAUAUUUUCCCCCUAGUA
Hevea brasiliensis (rubber tree) is the source of this 1850-nucleotide messenger RNA. RefSeq names its product NAC domain-containing protein 71. Gene Ontology annotation, biological process: regulation of DNA-templated transcription. The transcript has 4 exons. Lineage: Eukaryota; Viridiplantae; Streptophyta; Magnoliopsida; Malpighiales; Euphorbiaceae. Gene Ontology annotation, molecular function: DNA binding. The coding region runs from base 649 to 1689 and encodes 346 amino acids. The record is from RefSeq and is a predicted model, not a curated record.